Molecule: messenger RNA, 592 nt
Organism: Purpureocillium takamizusanense
Lineage: Eukaryota; Fungi; Ascomycota; Sordariomycetes; Hypocreales; Ophiocordycipitaceae
Exons: 3
Coding region: 76-411 (111 amino acids)
Source: RefSeq, a predicted model, not a curated record
CUCAAGAUUCAGUCAAUUCAAACACUUAAGACCGUUUACACUUACACCUCCAAGUCCAUCACAUCCAUCCACAAAAUGAAGGCUUUCGCAUCCCUCGCUGUCCUCGCUGCCUUUGCGGCCUCGGCCGCCGCCAGCCCAGCUGGUGUCUCCGAGAACAUGAACAUCCGGCGGAGGAUCACGGCCAAGCUCUCCCUCUGCGAGGCGGCCAACCUUCAGAACUGCGAUGACACAUUCGUCCCGAUUGAUACCUGCUACCGGGUGAAUGAUUGCACCGUUCACUCACUUAACACCGGGGGCCACAUCUGUGACUUUUACUCUGAGAGGGGCUGCGGCGGCCACAAGUAUCAGCACUGGGGCAUCCAGGAGGAUCUUCCGGACGGUGUCCUCAUCCGCUCCGUUUUCUGCUGGUGAACGGUGAUAAGGAGGUUGAAGGGAGUGAAAUGAUGAUUCUCUCCUGUCGGUUCUUACACUGGAUUUUGCUGCGGUGGGCAUGGUGUCAUUCUUUUCUAAAACAACCAUUUGUGAAAGAUGAUGGAUGAGCAACGGCAACAAGUUGUGAGGGCUCGUGUCAUUCGAGGUAGAGCUGGACUGC